This is a messenger RNA of Paramacrobiotus metropolitanus, 2207 nucleotides long. Its product is annotated as N-lysine methyltransferase SMYD2-B-like. The record is from RefSeq and is a predicted model, not a curated record. The transcript is spliced from 6 exons. Lineage: Eukaryota; Metazoa; Tardigrada; Eutardigrada; Parachela; Macrobiotidae. The coding region runs from base 436 to 1893 and encodes 485 amino acids. Gene Ontology annotation, cellular component: nucleus. Gene Ontology annotation, molecular function: protein binding.
CUAGCCGUUACGAUGUCUGACGGCCUAACUAGGGAUACUGGUCCGGGGCGCUUUUUCGGGGUCCAUAUUGCCGAAUUUUUCGUUUGGCUUCGUGAAAUUUUCGUAUCGCUUGAUUUUUCAAUCGCUUUUGCGCACCUGUUGUGAUUAACCGAUUAAUAAACCGAUUAAAAACCCGAGCGAUUAAGACAUUUUCUGGAUAAAAUGUCUUAAUCGGAAUCGUAAUCGCUUCUGAAGAUGCUUAGCGCAUCAGCCUGUUACUGUUAAUACUGAUUAAUCGAUAAGCUGCUCAAAUUCGAGGCAGCUUUGUCAGCCAGAAGGAAUAUUGUGCAAGACCACGUCGUGGUUCGUUCUUGGCAGCUUAAUCCAAGUUCCAUUGCGCGCAGUUUGUUGGCUCCUUGCAGGAUUACGAGCUUCCGCGACUUCUCCUCUUCGAGCAUGGAUAGCUGUGGACCUGCGCCCAGUACAGACUGUCGCUCCUUUGCCGCGGGGGAUCUUAUCCUGUCGUGUGAUCCCUUUGUGUGGGCCCUGGAGAGCGGCGAGUACAAACAACGCUGUGCCUACUGUUUGCACCAGGAUGACUCGUUGCUGACGUGUUCCGGGUGUCGUGUGCACCGCUAUUGCAACAAGUCGUGUCAGAAAGCCGACUGGAAAAUGGAACACAAACUGGAGUGCAAAACGCUCGAUGACAUGAAGACGCGGAAAGAAGCAGCGACAGGCAACAGCUCGUCUGUGUAUACGGUGUUAGCCGGCAAGAUGGCCAGCAAAAUCGCGGUGAGUACGACGGUAGAGGUUCCUGGUCAAGGACCGCGUUCAGCACAGGAGUUUAUGGACAUGCUGCCGCGCGAUCCGACGCCGCCGAAACAGGAGCGCCGGUGCUGCGCUUUUCCAGGCUGCAGCUCGCCCGUGGUCCAGGACGCACCAUACAGCGGAAUUAGUGCCUACAACGCGCAGCCCAUGUACCAUACCAUGUCCGGCAGCGUUGAGAUUGGGUUCGCGGUGUACCCGGUGACACCGCGGCAUCACAUGACGCCGGUGUGUUGGGAUGUCAACGUGGUCAUCAACUUCCGCGGACGACGCAUGUUCAUUCACGCUACGGAAGAUAUUCCCGUGUACACCGGGAUGAAAGAUUUGCGAUACAGCGACAUACGUCUGCCGUUUUUCCUGACUAGAGAGCGACGCCGGAAUUGUUUUGAGAAAAUCCACGGAUUCCCGUGUACUUGCCGUAAAUGCACGGAAGAAUAUGAUGCUGAAAUCAAUCCACUGAAGUGUAUGAAUGUCCGCUGCAGCAAUCGGAUCCCCAGCGAUCAGCGUGCUUUGGACCCGUGUUCGGCAUGCGGCACCGUCAACAGUGAACGUCUGAAAGAAUUCCGCCGUUUCCUGCAGCGGCACCAGGCCAUGAUGCCGAACGCCCCCACGGAAUCGCGCACCAUGGCGCUGUGCCUGGAGCUGGACGCGGCCGGCAUUCUGCAGCCGGUUGCUCAUUUCCGUUUUGUCUGCGGGUGGGAAUUGCCGCGCGGAUACUUUGAUGCCAGUCGGUUUGAAGAGGGCUGGAAGAUGACGCAGGAGCUGGUUAACUGUGUGCGCGAGGUUUAUCCGAAGUACGAAGAGUACCGUGCGGUGCUGCUGAUGAAGGCCACACGAUAUGCCGCUGGAGCGCUUCAUGAACAUGUGUUGGCUCAGGCGGGGAAGAUGUCGACGGCGGAGAAGAAACGAUGGAAGACCAUGUCCACCUUGGCAUCGGCGGUGAUGUUCGGCUACUGUCGCGAGGCCAUUCAUAUUCUGCGGGUGCUGAACGGAGAGGAAUCGCGCGACGCCAGAAUCGCCGCAGCAUUCUAUCAAGGCGUCCAGAGCACGGCUCUGCAUAACCGAGAAGUACUGACCAGCCGAAAGUGAUUUGUUCCAGGCCGUGGUGGCAUUCUCGUACGGCAAGGUUACUUUGUUUCGACGUGUAUGUGAACCGGCCGAGGAUAAGGGUUUGCUUCCCUGGAUGUUCUUUAAAGUGGCAAGCCAGAAUUUGUUACAUUUAUAACCCUUGAGUUUUUAUACCGGAUACCCGGGUAACUGGGUCAAAUGAAAUCUGUUGUGUCAUAUGCUAUGGUAGCAGUGAAUCUGUUAUAGUAUAUUACUCGUGUCAUUUUGACUGUACAUGUAAAAUCUUUCAUUUUUCUUUCUUUUCUUCUGUCACCUAUAAAUUUUUAAUUAGGUAA